Molecule: messenger RNA, 857 nt
Organism: Tricharina praecox
Lineage: Eukaryota; Fungi; Ascomycota; Pezizomycetes; Pezizales; Pyronemataceae
Exons: 4
Coding region: 218-655 (145 amino acids)
Biological process (GO): translational initiation
Cellular component (GO): cytoplasm
Molecular function (GO): RNA binding; translation initiation factor activity
Source: RefSeq, a predicted model, not a curated record
AUGGUCGACUCACUGAAACUAACUCAACCAAAAAUACUUGCCCCCUCACCGCCUGCUCACCGGACGAACAGACGAACAAGUUGGAUCAACAACCACCUUGACUCGACCACACACAUCACCACCACCACCACCAGAGCUAUAAGACAGCUCUGCUCCAUUCCCACGAAACUCAUCAUUACAAACAACCUCACACAACCAACUACCACCACCACCCAACAUGCCGAAGAACAAGGGAAAGGGAGGAAAGAACAGGCGUCGCGGGAAGAACGAGAACGACAAUGAGAAGCGUGAGCUGACGUUCAAGGAGGACGGUCAAGAGUACGCCCAGGUGGUCAAGAUGCUCGGAAACGGACGCCUAGAGGCCAUGUGCUUCGACGGCGAGAAGCGUCUAGCCCACAUCCGUGGAAAGCUGCGAAAGAAGGUCUGGAUCAACCAGGGAGACAUCAUCCUUCUGUCGCUACGUGACUACCAAGACGAGAAGGGAGACGUUAUCCUGAAGUACACCGCCGACGAGGCUCGUAAUCUUAAGGCCUACGGCGAACUGCCCGAGAACGCCAAGAUCAACGAGACAGACACAUACGGCCACGAGGGAGCGGACGAGUGCAACUUCGAGUUCGAUUUGGAGGCCGGCGAGAUCGAUAUCGAUGCUGUCUAAAAAGUCUUUUCGUUUGCAUUGCGGGUUGGACUGGGUCGGGUUUGGGCUGGAAGGCGGGCGUAUCCAAGUCAUUGAUUGUACUGCAAGCGCGGGCGCCAAUAUGAGGUGCAUGUAGACUGGUGAUACAAAACCACCUGCUCUGCUCUGCCAACUGGGUUGAGGUUGAGAAAGCAAGACCUAUACACAUACGAUUCUCUAGACA